Bipolaris sorokiniana ND90Pr is the source of this 465-nucleotide messenger RNA. RefSeq lists its product as uncharacterized. The coding region runs from base 1 to 465 and encodes 154 amino acids. The transcript has 6 exons. The record is from RefSeq and is a predicted model, not a curated record. NCBI's taxonomy places the organism in Eukaryota, Fungi, Ascomycota, Dothideomycetes, Pleosporales, Pleosporaceae.
AUGCCUCCCAACCAACCCGCACACCUCACACAUGCGAUCCCCACCAAUUCCCAUCUUUCUCUCACCCCCAAUCUCUCCGAUCUCCCCGAUUCUCAGUACACCGCCGCGCUAAGCGGGCUGAAAAUCACUUACCCCUCCUCUCCCUCCACUCUUCCCCCGUCGGCGCCAAACGACAUGGAAUCCACUGAUCAACACCUCAUAGUCGGACCGACACCUACAAACCCGCUUUUAUGCAUUACUCGUGUUUUUUUUUUAUUGGGAUUAGAGGAUGGGGAGACUACGUGUCGUGGUGGUGGUGGCAGAGUAAAGCAGAGCCCCGUGUCGCGUGGGAAAUUAGGUAUUUCGAGAGUAGCAUACCCGCGCAACUCGCCCCAAAGCGCAACUGUGAUGGACCCCUUUUUUGUCUUUAUCGUUGGUAUUGCAAUAGACAAGAUAGUCGGGUUACUACGUAUGCUAGGCUGUUAG